Molecule: messenger RNA, 1091 nt
Organism: Rhopalosiphum padi (bird cherry-oat aphid)
Lineage: Eukaryota; Metazoa; Arthropoda; Insecta; Hemiptera; Aphididae
Exons: 3
Coding region: 150-632 (160 amino acids)
Source: RefSeq, a predicted model, not a curated record
AUAGCGAAAAAAACUGCUAUCCUAAUAAUCUGGACAUUGGGGAAUCAAGUUGCAAAAUACCACUUCAAGAUCUAUUAGAUCACACUACUAAUAGAAUAUUUCAAGUACCAGAAGUAUGUAAAAUUAAUUUAAGUUCGACAAAACUUGAAAUGUUGUAUAAACGAGGGUGUGAUGGCAGUAGUGGUCAGUCUCAAUAUAGACAAAAUUUUAACGACGAUCUUUUAAUAACUGAUGAAACAAUGUUUAUGUUUUCAAUUGUGCCACUAGAACUUCGAUCUAAUUCUGAAGUUAGCGAUAUCAAAAACAAUUAUGAAGUUAUUUGGACUAACCCUUCUCCAUCAUCCACUAAAUUUUGCCGUCCAAUCAAAUAUAUGUUUAAAAAAGAAACUAUCGAGAGUACUAAAGAAGAAGUUAAAGAUAUUGAAACACAAAUACUUAAGCUUAUAAACACAGAUGUAAUUUUUAACGAAUCAGUCGUUCAUGUCAAACAUACUCUCAUAUUUUCAAUGGUCGAUGGAAAGGUUUGCAAUUCUAUGACUGGACACUGGAACAUUAGCCAAACGUGUUACAUUUGUGGGUGUAAGCCGACACGUUUUAAUGACAUCGAUAGCAUUAAAAAAUAUUCCAAAUAAAACUGAAAAUUAUAGAUUCGGACUAUCUACACGCGUGGAUACGGUUUUUUGAAUAUUGUUUACAUUUUGCAUAUCUUAUAGAGUUCAAAACUUGGCAGGUCAGAGCUAUCAACAAAAAAGCAUUUAUUGAUAGAAAAAAAUUAAUACAAAAUAAGAUUCGGUCUGAAGUGGGACUUUUAGUCGAAGUGGUAUUACAAGGUAAAUACAACUAAAUAUAUAUAUAUUUAAACUAACGAUUUUUUUUUUAAAAAACUCAGGACAUGGCACUACUAAUGAUGGUAAUACUGCAAGAAAAUUUUUUAGAAACGCUGAAGCAUCUGCAAAUUGUACAGGCUUAAAUUUGGAAUUGAUUCAAUGGUGUGGAUAUAUUUUAUCAGCUAUGGCAAGCGGAAAGAUAAUUAAUAUAGAUUACUUUGAAGGGUAUUGUUUAAAAACUGCAAAGAUAUUUGUCAUGUUAUA